AUGUCUUGUUGCAGGCCUGCCAGUAACAUCAUGUCUUGUUGCAGGCCUGCCAGUAACAUCAUGUCUUGUUGCAGGCCUGCCAGUAACAUCACGUCUUGUUGCAGGCCUGCCAGUAACAUCAUGUCUUGUUGCAGGCCUGCCAGUAACAUCACGUCUUGUUGCAGGCCUGCCAGUAACAUCACGUCUUGUUGCAGGCCUGCCAGUAACAUCACGUCUUGUUGCAGGCCUGCUUGUUGCAGGCCUGCCAGUAACAUCACGUCUUGUUGCAGGCCUGCCAGUAACAUCACGUCUUGUUGCAGGCCUGCCAGUAACAUCACGUCUUGUUGCAGGCCUGCCAGUAACAUCACGUCUUGUUGCAGGCCUGCCAGUAACAUCACGUCUUGUUGCAGGACUGCCAGUUACAUCACGUCUUGUUGCAGGCCUGCUAGUAACAGCACUUCUUGUUGCAGGCCUGCUAGUAACAGCACUUCUUGUUGCAGGCCUGCCAGUAACAGCACUUCUUGUUGCAGGCCUGCUAGUAACAGCACUUCUUGUUGCAGGCCUGCCAGUAACAGCACUUCUUGUUGCAGGCCUGCUAGAAACAGCACUUCUUGUUGCAGGCCUGCUAGUAGCAGCACUUUCUAA
Staurois parvus is the source of this 624-nucleotide messenger RNA. NCBI's taxonomy places the organism in Eukaryota, Metazoa, Chordata, Amphibia, Anura, Ranidae. The record is from the annotation of a GenBank genome assembly.